AUGAGGUUCCAGCCGAAGUUGGCGGACUUUGGCAUUAGCUGCCAGCUCCAGAACACCUGGGCGCGCCGGAACACGCAGAUUGGCUCGCCGUACUGGAUGGCGCCAGAAGUCAUCAAGGGGGAGGCGUACAAUGCCACGGCUGACAUUUGGUCACUUGGUAUCACCUGCAUCGAGAUGGCUGACUGUCACCCGCCCUACUAUCACAUCCCCCCGACGCGGGCCAUGUUCGUCAUCAGCACUAAGCCCCCCACAGGCCGGUGA
This is a messenger RNA of Effrenium voratum, 261 nucleotides long. The record is from the annotation of a GenBank genome assembly. NCBI's taxonomy places the organism in Eukaryota, Dinophyceae, Suessiales, Symbiodiniaceae.